CUAAUCCCUGGGUGAGGGUGGUUGGAUGAGGUAGCCCCUCACUUUCUCCUGUGAUCUUUCUGGGAGGUGAGGCUUUGAUCUGAGAGGGGUGGCUUCAGGUCAUCAGAGGCAAAAGAGCCCAGUUGCUACCAGGUAAGGAACCUGAAUGAGAACCGAGGGGACCAUCCAGCUCAAAACCAAGGCAGCUACAGAGAGUCUGACCCGCCCUGCCCUACCAUGAGCCAUGGAAAGCCUUGAGCUGAGUUGGAUGGCUGCCCUCAAAGGGGUCUUCUCAUUUACUCCUUCAGGUUGUUAUGGGGAAUCUGACUAGGAGGGCGGGAGACCUGUGAGACCCUAGAACAGUAUCCCUCAAGAGAAGCUUGGUGGAGAAAGCCUUUGUCAGAGAUGCCACAUUUUAGUUUACCAGCUGAGUUGGCCCACAUAUUUCCUCUCCCCUUUAGGCUGUGGGCCUCCUCUCCCACAUCUCCUGCCCAGACUCUUUUGUCUGCUACCACCCACACAAGUCAUCAUGCCUAGCAGAAAGGAGAGCCCCCGCAUCCCUCCUGAGGAACACCUUCAUAUCUGCAGUGAGGCUGAGGGACUGGAUGAUGAACUGCUCCUCGAGGUUGAGGAGGAGACCUCUUCUUCCUCCUCCUCUUCUCCAACUCCCAGCAACCUGGAGGAGGAUACCACUGCAGAGAUACCCAGUAGUGCUCAGGAUUCCCAGAGUGAGUACGCCUCUUCCACUGCCCUCUCAGCCAGCUCAGAGGGCACAUCUGAUGAAGACUCCAGCAGCGAAGAAGAUGAGGAGACUUCACGUACCUCAGAGUCUCCACUGGACAUUGAAAACUUGCCCAGAAACCCUGUAGAGGAGAAGGUGGCUAUGUUGGUGAAUUUUCUGCUGUUCAAGUAUCAAAUAAAAGAGCCAGUCACAAAAGCAGACAUGCUGGAUACUGUCAUCAAAGAGUAUGAAGAUCACUUCACUGAGAUCCUACUGAAAGCCUCUGAGCGCAUAGAGAUGGUAUUUGGCCUUGAUGUGAAGGAAGUAGACCCCGUCAGCCACUGCUAUGUCCUCCUCAUUAAACUGGACCUCACCUAUGAUGGGAUGCUGAUUGAAACAGAAGGCAUGCCGAAGUCUGGCCUCCUGAUUCUUAUCUUGGGCGUGAUCUUCAUGAAGGGCAACCGCAUCACUGAGGAGGAAAUCUGGGAAGUGCUGAAUACGAUGGACAUAUAUGCUGGGCGGAAGCACUUCAUCUUUGGGGAACCUGGUAAUUUAGUCACCAAAGAGCUGGUGCAGGAAAAGUACCUGGAGUACCGGCAGCUGCCUGACAGUGAUCCUCCACGCUACGAGUUCCUGUGGGGUCCAAGAGCCCAUGCAGAAAUCAGCAAGAUGAAACUCCUGGAGUUUUUGGCCAGGGUCCAUGGGGUUGACCCACCUUCUUUCUCACAGCAGUACAGAGAGGCUUUGAAAGAAGAGGAAGAAAAAGCUCAAGCCGGAGCUUCAGCCAGCUCUGGUGCUACCGCCACGGCCAUGGAGAGUUCCAGUGGCACCUCCAGCAGCUGCUCCCACCCCUAG
Molecule: messenger RNA, 1555 nt
Organism: Loxodonta africana (African savanna elephant)
Lineage: Eukaryota; Metazoa; Chordata; Mammalia; Proboscidea; Elephantidae
Product: melanoma-associated antigen B16-like
Exons: 1
Coding region: 509-1555 (348 amino acids)
Biological process (GO): negative regulation of transcription by RNA polymerase II
Cellular component (GO): nucleus
Source: RefSeq, a predicted model, not a curated record